AUGGCUGAUCGACGCAGUGGGAUGGUCCAGUCAUUUGGAUAUCCUCAAAACAGCUCCAUCGUCAGUCGAGCUGUAGCAGCAGCAGCAGCAAACAAUCAUCAUUCCAGCAGAAACAGAGGCAGAGGCUCCAAGCGCUACUCGGUGUCUGUGUUUUACUCCAUGGCUGCUGAGCAGGAUGUGGAGGUAGAGGAUGAAUUGGCAAAAGCGCAAAGACGUUUACGUGAGCUCAAAACCAAGAUCUCGACUCAAUCCAAGAAAAAUUUUAUGCGUGAAAGGGAUGUGCGGUUUCUUGAUGCCAGAAUUGGUUUGUUGAUUCAAAAUCGCAUGGCCUUGGAUGAGCAACAUGAAGUGGCAUCUCGCCUGGAAGAGCAUGAUGAAGACGAUGAAGACCAUUAUCCUGAUGAUCGUCGAAUGCAGCAGUAUGGCAAUCUGUUCUAUCUUUUGCAGAGCGAACCAAGGCACAUUGCCAUCUUGUGUCGCUUGGUUAGUCUGGCCGAAAUCGACACUUUACUGCAAACUGUGAUGUUUACGCUCUACGGUAAUCAAUACGAAAGUCGAGAAGAGCACUUAUUGUUGACCAUGUUUCAGAAUGUGCUGGCUGCUCAAUUCGAAACCACCACUGAAUUCACUUCACUGCUACGUGCCAACACACCCGUGUCCCGUAUGAUGACCACAUACACUCGUCGUGGUCCUGGGCAAUCGUACCUGAAAUCAGUUUUAUCCGACAAAAUCAACAACCUGCUCGAACACAAAGACUUGAAUCUACAGAUCAACCCACUUAAAGUAUACGACGAAUUGGUACAGAAAAUGGAGCAGGAGCAAGGCGGCCUGCCCGAUGGAUUUCCUAGAAGUGUAACAGCUGAAAUCGCCUCUGCAAAUCCCACCGUACAAGAAAUGAUUCGCCCCAGACUCAAGACAUUGAUGGACAUUGCCAACUCGUUCUUGACGACCAUCAUUGAUUCACUGGAUCAAGUGCCUUACGGUAUUCGUUGGAUCUGCAAACAGAUUCGAUCCCUGACAAAGCGAAAGUAUCCUGAUGCGACAGAUCAUGCCAUCUCUUCAUUGAUUGGUGGCUUCUUCUUUUUAAGAUUUGUCAAUCCUGCUAUUGUCACCCCUCAGGCUUAUAUGUUGGUCGAUGCCAUUCCAGGCACAAAUUCACGUACGACAUUGACUCUGUUGGCUAAAAUGCUUCAAAACCUAGCAAACAAACCAUCUUACGCCAAAGAAACGUACAUGAUACCAACAAAUCCAUUUGUCGAAUUCAACAAACAACGCACCAACAAAUUUCUAACCGAUUUAUGUGAAGUGGUGGAUUUCUACGAACAACUAGAGAUGGAUCAAUACAUGGCACUCAGUAAAAAAGACAUCAUGAUCAGCAUCACGCCCAACGAAAUCUACAGCACAUUGGCCUUGUUGCAACAGCAUCUGAACAUCAUUGCACCCAAAGACACAGACCACCUGCGAAUUCUGAUCAAUGAAGUCGGGGCUGUUCCUGCUCAGGUGCCCAGAAAAGAGAACAAGGCCAUUGAGUUGCCUCUAUUUAGUCGCUGGGAGAUGCCCAUUCAAGAUUUAACCAUGUCCCUGAUGUCUGAGAACAAUAUCACACAAAACGAUAUUCUUUAUAUGGAAGCCAAAUCGAUUUUUGUGCAAAUCAUACGUUCACUUCCUUAUUUAGCUCGUCCUCCUCUCAAGUUACACUAUAUUGCCGAAACUGCAGGCACAGGCAAAGACGCACAGUUAGUUCACAAAGGUAUCAAGGUGAAGGAAAUGUUGCGCGAACUAGAAGAAGCAGGCGUCAUUGACCGUCGUGAUAACCAUCAACUGUUGGUGGAAGAGAUCAACAAUGAACUGACCCAUUUGGGCGACUUGAAGCUCAAAGUAGUCGAGGAAUUGCAGUCUUUGGAGAGCGUCUACAAGACCAUCAUUGAUCACAACAACUAUCUUAAGAGCCAAUUGGAGAGCUACAAGGCUUACCUACAAAAUGUGCGUAUGCAGACAACGCCUGGUGGUGGUAGCAGCAAGAAAAACCAAGUGGUGGGCAUUGGCGUAGAAGUCGCGGAUCCCAAAGCCUGCAAGAAGGCCAAUAAUGCCAAAUCUACAGUGCAAGGUCCCUUCAAAUACACCCAUCAACAGUUGGAAAAGGAGGGCAUCAUUGCCGAAACUGAGGUGCCAGAGAACAGACGCAAUCAUAUCUUCCUCACUAUUGCCUCUCCACUUCCAGGCACCUUCAUCAUAGCCUUGCACUAUAAAGGACGUGAUAAGCCAGUAUUAGAAAUCGACUUGAAAUUGGAUGAUUUGCUUGAAAAGCAACAAGACAAUGUUCAAUUGUUGGAUUUAGAGUACAUCAAACUCAAUGUAUCAAAGACAUUGCAAUUACUGACCAAGACCUUCAUGUCAAGAAACAGAACUGGUUUCUUUUCUUAA
This is a messenger RNA of Mucor velutinosus, 2424 nucleotides long. RefSeq lists its product as uncharacterized. NCBI's taxonomy places the organism in Eukaryota, Fungi, Mucoromycota, Mucoromycetes, Mucorales, Mucoraceae. The record is from RefSeq and is a predicted model, not a curated record. Gene Ontology annotation, biological process: negative regulation of Ras protein signal transduction; regulation of GTPase activity. The transcript is spliced from 7 exons. Gene Ontology annotation, molecular function: protein binding; GTPase activator activity. The coding region runs from base 1 to 2424 and encodes 807 amino acids. Gene Ontology annotation, cellular component: cell cortex.